AUGUCUGGGCUGUCAUCCUUCUUGCCCUUCAAGUCGUUGAGCUCCUUGAAUCCUCGCGACCGGCCACCCGAUCCAGUUGGCCGCCUUCGGUUGGCUCUAGAGACUAUGCCAGGGUCCAGGAAAUAUGUAUUUACAGCAGCAACGAGGGCAGAGAUCAUAUCUGAGCUUUAUGAUGCAUUCUGGGGACCUUAUGCGUACCUCUUCCUUCCAAACUCCAACUCAAGUCUUCCCCUUCACUCAACUCUCAGCGAGGUACAGACGCAUCUAAACUUUGCAGGUGCUGCAGCAGAGGAGGCACCGGUGCCAGGAAAGCCAUGCGGGCAUAUUUUUAAGAAGGGGGAAAGCUGUUUUCGUUGCAAGGACUGCGCCCUCGACGACAGCUGCGUUCUCUGUGCGCGGUGUUUUCAUGCGACGGACCACUCUGGCCAUAACGUUAGCUUCUUUAUUGCCCAACAGUCAGGCGGUUGUUGCGACUGUGGAGAUGCAGAAGCCUGGAGACAAGCUUUCAAUUGCCCCUUCCAUCCGUUCGCCGAAGACACCCCAGACGAAAUCUCCCUAGAUAGCCCUUCACAACCUACAUCACCCCACAUAUGGAGCCAAAGCCUGCCUCCAAUGAAGAAUUAUCCCUAUCGGGUGUCAGUACCUCAUGAACUUCGGGAAAGCAUGAACAAGACGGUAGCAUACGCUUUAGACUUCAUUCUCGACACAUUGGAUUAUUCACCCGACGAGACUUGCGUCCCCUCUAACGAAGCUGAUUUACGGCUGCAGCCCUCCGCAGAUCCCAUGAUGAAAGAUCAGUUCUGCAUCGUUCUAUGGAACGACGACAAGCACUCUUUCACUGAGGUAAUUCAAUUGCUGUGCGAAACCACCCUUCGGACUCCGGAGGAUGCUUCGACCAUCGCAGUCAAAAUAGAUGAUCAGGGUCGCGAAGUCGUUGAAAUGGAUGCUGAUCUACCUCGUCUUCUUGGGAUCGCACAGACGAUAGCCCAGAUUGAAAUAGGUGUCACGGUCCGGCGCGCGUACGACACUUUCCGUGAACAAGUUGUCGGUGUCAUCAUCGAGUGGCUGCUAGAUCUUACUCGCAGUCGCCUAGGAACCGACACACUGAUCUUGAAGGAAGUUAUUGCAGAAGAGUUGCUGACCAUGCGUCGACGGAGUAACGGGUUGUCAAACGUACCUCCUGACGUGGCUAGUAUCUCACAAGACCAUACUGAUCUCGCCCGUCUUGACUGGCUGUUUCUGUAUCACGCAAAACUCUGGAAGCGGACUCGGUUGAGCUUGAAGGAGAUUUAUGCUUGCAUCUUGAAUCUUAGCCAUCAACAUCGUUUGACCAUUGCCUCCCAUUUCGCCAAUGUCUACCCUCGCAUCAUCGAUACAUAUCUACUGGUCGAUCGAGAGGCGGAAACGUCUAUCAAAUAUUUCGCUUUACAGUUGUUCACCGUUCCAUCCGCUGCUCUGCACAUCAACCGUCAGUACGACAUCGUAUCUCGUCUUCUGGAUAUCAUCGCAGCCUUCUUCACGAACCAAAUUCGACACAAGCGAAUUCUUUGCCCCCCAAAUCCAAAUAUCCCUGUGGACGUUGAUAGCGAUCCUUUCAAAUCGAAACGUUUCAUGCCUGUCUUCAGUGACCUACGGUACCUCUGUCACAACGCGCCCGUUCAGCGGCUAAUUGCUCACAAGCAUGAGUACAUCGCUCGGUUUGCAGAAAUAUGCCAGCUCUUCAUGUGCGUUAACCCGAACAAGCGCGCGGUAGACAGCCAUGUCGAGUUUGAGACAGAAGGCUGGAUCAGCGUAUUCAAUGUCACACUGUCGCUCUCUCGAGUUAUCAAAGUUUACGGCGAGGCCUUCACCCAUGCAAGCCCAGCAGAGCUCGUCUCAGCAAUCUCGACUGUCGUUCAUGGUAUCAUGAUGGUCUGCAGCCUCGCGGACGAACGAAUCGAUCGAACCAAGUUCGAGCUCGUGAAGUUUCAAACUGUGGUAUUCGGAGGUUCCUCAUACACUGUUGUUCAGUUCGAUAUCUUGGAGGGCUGGGUCAGCUUCCAUCACUCACUUCAAUGGCUUCUAGCCGAACUUUUCAAACAUGUCGAUAUCUUGAGCGAGCCUUCUCUUCGCCAAGUCGGACUCCGGACUAUCAGGGAUAUACUCUUACAGAACGUCAGCGAACAGGGCAUAUUGAACAUCAUUGAUUACCCUCUUCGGACACUUGCAAUGAUCGCACAAAUUCGCACAGGGCUGUGGGUCCGGAACGGAUUCGCUAUUCGUGCUCAGCUAAUGCACUACCGCGAUUUCAUGCUACGAGAGUUGUGCUACGACCAAGAUUUCUUCAUCCUCCAAUCGGCACUCAUCAUUCUAGAUCCCAAUCUCGUGCUCGUGAGCAUAUUGGACCGCUUUGCGUUGCUCGGAUUCUUCUCUGGCGUCUUGAUGGAUGGUGCGUACGAAGGUUCGCGAUUGACCAGUAUGGUCGAGGAGGUCCUCUACGUCUUGAUAACGAUCAUCAGCGAGACGGGGAACGCGCGCAAGAUAUCCAUAUCACUAGCAGUCCGGCGGGAGAUCAUACACGCCCUGGCUGUGGGCCCUUGUACAUUCACGGACCUUACUAAGCGCGUCGCGGAACGUCUCGUGGACGAUGCAUGUUUUGAACGGGUCUUGCAGGAAGUGGCCAACUUCCGUCCUCCUGAGUCGACUGCGGAUUCUGGAGUAUACGAACUCAAAGUCGAGGCAUAUGACGAGGUAAAUCCGUUCUUCUACCAUUACACGCGGAACAAGCGUGAAGAGGUGGAAGCUAUCUUGCGGAACCAUUACAAGAAGCUCGGGAUUGCCGACCCCGUCAUCGUGCCGAAACCCCUGGGCAUUAUUGAUGGGGCGUUUGUUGCGUUACCUGAUGUAUAUGAAUCCGAAGUUCUUCUACAGAUUAUCUUCUACUCCAUAUACAACCUCCUCGUCAUGACCGAGGCCGCUGGAUCAUCGCCUCCGUCAGGAGAAGCAAUACUGGACCAGGCGAUACACUUAACAAUGCUAGCUCUUGUCGACCGUGGCUCCGCUUUCAGUCACUUGACCACUGUGAAGUCAUACGAAGGGGGCAAAAAUCUCAUCGAUGUGCUAUGCACGUUGGAGCAUCACGACAUCUAUCGAACGUACAAAGCUCGCUGUGCAUGGAUACUCACCGAACUCGAGAAGCAUGUUCCCGAGGACGUGCGCAGCCGACGGACUCCUGACUCUGACAAGUCUUCGGACGUAGAUGAGGCGAAGAAACGUGCGGCUAAAGCCAGACAGGAUGCAAUCAUGCGGCAGAUGAAGGCCCAGCAAGCGAGCUUCGCGAUCAACUUUGAAGAUGAAGAGGAGGACGAAGGCGAGACAGUUGACGGUGUUGAGUUUCCCGCAUCGUUCGGGACCUGCAUAGUCUGUCAAGAAGAGUUGAACGCCUCAAAUCCGUUCGGUGCGCUGGGGCUGCUCCAGCCAAGCAGGCUCGUGCGGCGGCAUUCCGACACGAACACCGGCUUCAUGAACGAAGUGGUGACUACCUCUUACUCGUUAGACCGGAGCCAACCAUCGGCCCCAACCUGGUCAUUUCCUCCACGGCAGGAAGAGUUGACAGAUUGUCAAACACUUCCCUCCAGCUUCGAAGUCUUGCCCCCUCAGAACACUCGUUUUGGGCUGCAUGCUUCUAUCUGCAGUCAUCUAAUGCAUCUAGACUGCUUCAACGUCUACACAAGCUCCAUACGGCAACGACACCGCUCACAGGCCACAAGGAACCACCCGGAGAGCGUGCAACGGAAAGAGUACAUAUGCCCACUUUGCAAAAGCUUAGGCAAUGUCAUCUUACCUAUGUCUCAUCCGGGUUCCGUGGAACUCAACCCGCUUCCGUUCGCCGACUGGACUCGGGCCGCAGGAAUCAGCAUCCUCAAGUCCAAAGCCGAUACGUUAUUGGAUUCGUUACUCGUCAGGAACGGUACUGGGGAGCUCGCGUUUUGGGGGGCUCAAGAUUCCAGCUACGUGUCUUUCUUCCGGUCGACCGAAAAGUGGGCGGACAGGGACAUGCACAAAAUGGUGGAUAGCGUCAUGAACAUUGCGAGGGCGAUCUCGCAGCAGUCUCGUCAUCUUCGUGACCGGCCUGAACCCGAACCGGGCGAGCGAGGUGCAGGGCUCUACCUCCCUGAAGACCUUGUUGGGUACACUAUUGCCACCUUGGAAAUCAGCCAACGUGGGCUGGGGCCUCCUGGCACCACCAUCGCUGACAACCUGACAGAUUCGCACACCCGGGUCGUCAGAGGUCUCCUGACUUGCCUAGGCAAAUUGGCGGCGGUGCCAUUCAAGGCAAGGCCGGAUGAAGGACGCGAGGCGCUGCGGCAAGCGAUCAUCAAGCGUGUCCUUCCAGAGUGGAGCAUGUCAACGUUGAACCCGGUAUCAUACCCUCUCCUUCUUCGCGACCCAUUCACGGUUUUGGUGGAAACUGCCGCCAUAGCGCCCGAAAUGCUGCGACACGUUCUGACACUCACGUACUUCGCAUGCCUCGCUCGGACAGCCAUCGGUCUCAUCUAUGUCUUGAACAAGACAAGAAGCUGGCCAUUGCAGAAUGCCAAGCAGCCCACGUACUCGAAUAUCUUCGGCGACGUCCGGAUGUUCUUCACGUCCGUGGUCCGACACUCUCCUGUCGUGGAACACGCCUCUGAAAUUGUGUUCUCGACCUUUGGCGAAGCCCGUAUCGAGAAGCUGCUUUACACAUUCACCCUGCCCUUCCUUCGAAGGGCUGCCAUACUCUGUCGUACCGUAUUGCCUUUGGCGUUCCCGACCCCUGCAUUCAGUGCCAACGAACCAUGCGAGUACUCUAGGCUGUUGACCAUGCUGGGCAUACCCCCGCUCGCGGACCUUCCCAACCAGGACACGCUGCAGACUUCCCUAGCGGGCUGGUGUUCUCAUUACGGACACUCCCACGCUGCUUCUCAGCUCAACUGCGGGAUCGUCUUGGAAUGCCCCACCAUCUACCGCAUCGCCAGCCUUCCCAUCGUGCUGGACACAUUUUUCGGCGAACACGAGACGGCCCUCGUGUGCCAGCGCUGCAAGACCAUCCCACUGGACGCCGCGGUCUGCCUCAUUUGCGGCACGACGGUGUGCUUCCAGAGCCACUGUUGCCAGGACGUCGAUCACGGGGAGAGAGGGGAGUGCAACUGGCAUACUCGGGAGUGCGGCGGUGUCGUCGGAAUGUACUUCCUGGUCAAGCGCUGCUCGCUGCUGUAUCUGCACGCCGGCAACGGCACGUUCGCGCCGCCGCCGUAUCUGGACGUGCACGGGGAGGUGGACAUGUCGAUGCGCCGCGGCCGCCGACAGUUUUUGCACCCCGCCCGGUGGGAGGAAGUGCGGAAAACGUGGCUCAACCACGGGAUUCCGACGCUCGUCGCCAGGAAGCUGGAGGGCACGGUCGACAGCGGCGGGUGGGAGACGCUCUAG
Heterobasidion irregulare TC 32-1 is the source of this 5445-nucleotide messenger RNA. RefSeq lists its product as uncharacterized. Lineage: Eukaryota; Fungi; Basidiomycota; Agaricomycetes; Russulales; Bondarzewiaceae. Gene Ontology annotation, cellular component: ubiquitin ligase complex; cytoplasm. Gene Ontology annotation, biological process: ubiquitin-dependent protein catabolic process via the N-end rule pathway; protein ubiquitination. The record is from RefSeq and is a predicted model, not a curated record. The transcript is spliced from 6 exons. Gene Ontology annotation, molecular function: ubiquitin protein ligase activity; zinc ion binding. The coding region runs from base 1 to 5445 and encodes 1814 amino acids.